AGCAUAAGAAUUAAAGGGGGAAAACAAAAAAAAAAAGUCCAAAAGUUCCAACAUUUUCCCGAGAAAACCCAAAGCGCGCCAAAUCCACGUAAAUCGGCAAACCCACCACCGCCGGAACCCCGGUACCACGGUGGCGCCACCACCACAAACAUGGGAAAGCAAAAGCAGCAAGUCAUCUCUCGCUUCUUCGCCCCCAAAUCCAAACCUCCUUCAUCCACCACCGAUUCCCCUUCUCCUCCUCCGUCCUCUCCUCGUCCAAACCCUCCCACUCCAAAAAUCUCAGCCACCGUCACUUUCUCUCCGGCGAAACGCCGCCUUACCUCUCAGCUAACAUCCCCCCACAAGUCCCCCAAACUCCCCAAACUCUCCCCUCACACCCACAACCACAGCCCCUCACUCCACCAACGCUUCCUCCAGAAGCUUCUGGAACCUUCCUCACACCCUUCUACUUCUGACCCACAACCCCAUUCGUCUUUCAAAUCAGUGAAGUACACUCCGUUGGAGCAACAGGUGGUGGAGCUCAAAGCCAAACACCCUGAUGUUCUUUUGAUGGUUGAAGUUGGUUAUAAGUACCGGUUCUUCGGCGAAGAUGCUGAGAAUGCUGCUAGAGUUUUGGGUAUAUAUGCUCACAUGGAUCAUAAUUUCUUGACUGCGAGCAUACCAACUUUUCGAUUGAAUGUCCAUGUGAGGAGGCUUGUGAGUGCAGGGUACAAGGUUGGUGUGGUUAAGCAGACUGAGACUGCAGCUAUUAAGGCUCAUGGGUUGAACAAGUCCGGCCCGUUUUGUCGAGGCUUGUCGGCAUUGUACACCAAGGCCACGCUGGAGGCGGCAAAGGAUUUGGGGGGUGAUGAAGAGGGGUGUGGGGCAGUGAGUAACUACUUGCUGUGUGUUGUGGAGAAGAGCAUUUUAGGAGAGAGGUCUAAUUGUGGGGUGGAGGGUGGUUUUGAUGUUAGGGUUGGAAUUGUUGCUGUGGAGAUAUCAACUGGGGAUGUUGUUUAUGGAGAGUUUAAUGACAAUUUUAUGAGGAGUGAGCUUGAGGCUGUGCUUGUGAGCUUGUCUCCGGCUGAGUUGCUUCUUGGUGACCCUCUUUCCAGACAAACUGAGAAGUUAUUACUGGAUUUUGCUGGACCUGCCUCAAAUGUUCGUGUGGAACGUGCCUCACGAGAUUGCUUCACUGGUGGAGGUGCUCUUGCUGAAGUUCUGACCUUGUAUGAGAACAUGUGUGUCGACAGCCCAUCGCAUUCAAUGCAAAGCAAUGAUUUGAAUGAGCAAAGCAAUCAGCAGUUGGUAGUCAAGGAGGUAAUGAACAUGCCAGAUUUGGCUGUCCAAGCAUUGGCUUUAACUGCUCACCAUUUGAAGGGAUUCAGUUUUGAAAGAAUUCUAUGUUCAGGCGCUUCUUUAAGGCCCUUCGUAACCAAAACGGAAAUGAUCCUCUCGGCCAAUGCACUACAACAACUAGAGGUUUUACAAAAUAAAAUUGAUGGAUCUGAGAGUGGUUCCUUGCUGCAAAUUAUGAAUCAUACUCUUACUAUAUUUGGUUCCAGGCUUCUUAGGCAUUGGGUAUCUCACCCAUUAUGUGAUCAAACCUUGAUAUCUGCUCGUCUUGAUGCUGUAUGUGAAAUAGCAGAGUCCAUGGGAUCUUUUAAGGGCAAGAAGCUUGGAUGUUUUGAGGAAGAGCCUGAUGUAUCAAUUGUGCAGCCUGAGUUGGCAUAUGUACUUUCACUGGUUUUGACAGCUCUGAGCCGAGCACCUGAUAUACAGCGUGGGAUUACAAGAAUUUUUCACUGCACUGCUACUCCAUCUGAGUUCAUUGCCGUUGUUCAAGCUAUUUUGUCUGCUGGGAAGCGGCUUCAGCAACUUAAAAUAGGGGAGGAGGAUAAUAAUAAAUUAUGCUCUCAUCUGUUAAAGAAGUUAAUUUUAACUGCUUCAUCUGCCAGUGUCAUUGGUAAUGCUGCAAAAUUGUUGUCAUCCUUAGACAAAGACUCUGCCGAUCAAGGAGAUAUACCAAAUCUGAUCAUUGCAUCUGAAGGACGAUUUCCCGAGGUCAUUAGAGCUAGGAAGGAUUUUCAAAUGGCAGUGGAACAAUUAGAUUCAUUGAUUAGCUUGUACCGUAAACGGCUUGGAAUACGAAAUUUGGAAUUCUUGAGUGUUUCUGGAGCAACACAUUUGAUAGAGUUAUCAACAGAUGUAAGAGUGCCUUCAAACUGGGUUAAGGUGAAUAGCACAAAGAAAACAAUUCGGUAUCACCCUCCUGAAGUAGUGACAGCAUUAGAUGGCUUAUCAUUAGCGAAAGAGGAGCUUACUAUUGCCUGCCGAGCUGCAUGGGAUAGCUUUCUGAGGGACUUCAGUAAACACUAUGCUGAGUUUCAAGCUGCUGUUCAAGCACUUGCUGCUUUAGAUUGUCUGCAUUCACUUGCCAUUCUUUCAAGAAAUAAGAGUUAUGCUCGCCCAGUGUUUGUAGAUGAUUAUGAACCUGUUCAGAUACAAAUUUGUUCUGGCAGACAUCCGGUUUUGGAGACUACCUUACAAGACAAUUUUGUCCCAAAUGAUACAAACAUGCACGCAGACAGAGAGUACUGUCAGAUUGUCACUGGACCCAAUAUGGGAGGAAAAAGUUGCUAUGUUCGCCAGGUGGCUCUGAUUGCUGUAAUGGCUCAGGUUGGUUCCUUUGUACCAGCAUCAUCAGCAAAACUGCAUGUCCUGGAUGGGAUCUACACCCGGAUGGGUGCUUCUGACAGUAUUCAGCAAGGUAGAAGCACUUUCCUAGAAGAACUAAGUGAGACUUCACAUAUACUGCAUAGCUGCACAGAACGUUCACUAGUUAUAAUUGACGAACUUGGGAGAGGUACAAGUACACAUGACGGCAUGGCCAUUGCUUAUGCGACAUUGCAUUAUCUUCUGAAGCAGAAAAAAAGCAUGGCCCUCUUUGUCACUCACUAUCCAAAGAUUGCCAGUCUGGUUGCUGAAUUCCCAGGCUCUGUGGCAGCAUAUCAUGUAUCACAUCUGACCUCACAUGAUAAUGCUAGUAAAAACUCCAACUUGGAUCGUGAAGAUAUCACUUAUCUGUACAAGCUCGUACCUGGUGUUUCAGAGAGGAGUUUUGGGUUUAAGGUUGCGCAGCUCGCGCAGUUACCACCACUUUGCAUUAGUCGAGCCAUUGCCAUGGCUUUCAAAUUAGAAGCACUAGUAAACAGUAGAGUACAUAGUAGAUCGAGAAAGGAGCUGCUCUUGGAUGCACCCAUGAUUGAUCAAGAGCAAGAAUCGCGUGAGCUUAUGGUCCAACCAAACGAUUGUGCCCUUCAAGACUUUGGUAGAGCUUACAAGGAAUUCUCUUCAAACUUAAAAUCUGCAAUACUAGAUGAUGACCUUGCAAAAAGCUUUCAGCUUUUGGAGAAUGCUAGAAGCAUUGCAAAGACAUUAAUUGGCAGAUCAGUGCAGUCUGUAUAAGUGAGACAUGACAUGCAGAUGCAGGGUUCAGAAGUCCUUUGCCGUGUUGUAAAAUGCAGAUAAUAUAUUUUUAAUAAUUUUUUUGUAUAUCAGUUCAAAGUUAGGCCUUCCAAUUUUGUUCUUCUACGUCCUCAUGCAUUAAUGAUGCCCUGAUUGGGCUGGAAGUAGGGAGGUAAGUGGAGAAUUUAACUUUUAUGAUUUGCAUAAAUUUGUAUAUAAAUGUUCUGGAUAUUGGAUAAUGCUCCAGUGCAAAGCAGUAGCUUUUUUUCUUUUGGUCAAUGGUGUAUAUGGAACUAUGGAAGUUUUUUUUGGUCAA
Lotus japonicus is the source of this 3763-nucleotide messenger RNA. Its product is annotated as DNA mismatch repair protein MSH3. Gene Ontology annotation, cellular component: nucleus. The transcript is spliced from 13 exons. The record is from RefSeq and is a predicted model, not a curated record. Bases 151 to 3447 code for a protein of 1098 amino acids. Gene Ontology annotation, biological process: mismatch repair; mitotic recombination. Lineage: Eukaryota; Viridiplantae; Streptophyta; Magnoliopsida; Fabales; Fabaceae. Gene Ontology annotation, molecular function: ATP binding; mismatched DNA binding; ATP-dependent DNA damage sensor activity.